Molecule: messenger RNA, 957 nt
Organism: Zea mays
Lineage: Eukaryota; Viridiplantae; Streptophyta; Magnoliopsida; Poales; Poaceae
Exons: 3
Coding region: 1-957 (318 amino acids)
Source: RefSeq, a predicted model, not a curated record
AUGCGUGUUGAUAUUAGGAUAAAGGAUUGGCGAAAAGUGCCUACAGUGGUAAAAUCAAACCUAUGGGAGGAUGUUUCAAAGAAAUUUGUCAUGCCAAUGGAUGAAACCCAUACCCUCAAUGUGAAGAAGGUCGCUUUGAAAUCUAUGAGCCAUGCAUGGAAGGAUUUCAAGUGGAAACUAAAUAUAAAUUAUGUCAAGAAGGACAAAACUCCAUUUGAGGACUAUCCAGAACUCAAGAAAGAGUGGUGGCCAGACUUUGUGGAGUGGGUUACCUUUGAUGAGUAUAUUGCUCUAGGAGAAAAGGGCAAGCAAAGCCAAAGCAUGAAUAAGUUCCGUCAAAAACUAGGUCGGCGAAGCUAUACUGUACAAAAGAGAAAAUGGGCAAUGGAAGAUGCACAAGCAUUAACCGAGGGUAAAUCUAUUCCAUUUCAAGACAUGCCAGAUGGUCGUCAUAAGGAUUGGGCAAGGGCGAGGAAUCCUUCUGGCGAUGUGAACAUAACAGAGUCGCAUCCAAUCAUAAAGAAAAUUGUAGAUCUAAAUGAAAAGUCAGUAGCUGGUACCUUUACACCAUUGGAUAAUAUGGACAUACUUGCAACAGCAAUAGGGAGUAAUCAUCCAGGGAGGACAACAGGGGUGAGUGCUUAUGUGGGUUUAGGGAUGGGUCUUGCUCAAGGUGAUGGCCCUCGUAAGAAGAAACGUAGAACAACGAAAGAAUAUGUCAAGAGGAUUGUGGAUGAGUACGAGGCCAAGUUUGAGAAACUGACAGCCCUGUGUCAAAGUAUGGAGCGUCGAUUAAACAAUUCUGAGAGUUGCUCAUCUUCAAAAUUUGUUGAUACACCAAACCAUGCAACACAUCAUUCAGUUGACUCAUUACAAGUAACUUCAUGUACUUGCAGCACAUAUGACUUAUCAGAUUACAAAAUCAAUGUUCCACUAAUAUUCUGCAUUUUCCCUUAA